AUGAUACUUACUGUUUUAUUUUUUGGUAUUCUAACAUAUUACUUAUGGAUUUGGCAUUAUUGGAUAAGAAAAGGCUAUUUGAAGCUGCGAGACUGGACAAAAAAGAACGGAUCAGUUUACGGUAUCACGUUGAUCAUAUCCAAUCCCGAAUUUGUAGAUGAAGUUUUUGUGAAACAAUUUGACAAUUUUUAUGGAAGAAAGCAGAAUCCACUUCAAGGAGAUCCAAACAAAAAUCCAAGAGUUACACUUUUCUCAGCUGAGGGUCACAGAUGGAAACGACUACUUUCGUCGCCAACGUUUUCGAAUAAAAGUCUGAGAAUAAUAAUGGGAACUGUCGAAGAAAGUGUAGUAGAAGUUAUGAAAUAUUUGGAAAAAGAAGUUGCUGAUGGACAACAUGUAAAUAUGUUAGAAUACUAUCAAGAAUAUACAUUGGAUGUAAUUGGAAAAAUUGCAAUGGGUCAAACCGAAUCAUUGUUGUUCAAAAAUCCAUUAAUGAGUGGAGUCAAAGGGGUCUUCCAAAACAAACGCAAAUACGGUUCUCUGGUUGCUGGAGUAUUUCCGAUUGUUGGAGUUUUGUUUCGUACUCUAUUUUCCUUCUUCCCAUCAGCUCAACCGGCUUCCCACGUCUUCUCAAUGCUGGAAAUUGUUGUUUGUGAACGACUAAAACAGAGAAAAGAUGAUGAGAAUAAUGGUUUUGUAAAAGUCGGACAACCCCAAGAUUUUAUCGACUUCAAGAACAAACACUUGAAUUCACUAAAAAGGAAAUCGCGAAAAUUGAGAAACAACUGACUUUUGAUGAGAUCAUUGGUCAAUUGUUUGUUUUCUUUUUAGCUGGAUAUGAUACAACUGCCCUUUCCCUCUCAUAUUCUUCAUAUCUCCUGGCAACUCAUCCAGAGAUUCAGAAGAAAUUACAAGAAGAGUGGAUAGAGAAUGCCCAGACCCUGAAAUCACUUUUGAUCAAAUAUCAAAAUUGAGGUACAUGGAAUGUGUGAUAAAAGAAUCUCUACGGAUGUAUCCACUUGCAACGGCAGCGCAUAAUCGGAAAUGUAUGAAAUCCAUAAAUAUUCGUGGAGUUGAUAUAGAGAAAGGAACAAAUGUUCAAGUGGAUACGUGGUCACUUCAUUAUGAUCCAAAGGUUUGGGGAGAUGAUGCAAAUGAGUUUAAACCAGAGAGGUGGGAAACCGGGGACGAACUAUUUUAUGCAAAAGGAGGAUAUAUUCCAUUUGGCAUCGGCCCCAGAAUUUGUAUUGGAAUGCGAUUGGCAAUGAUGGAAAAAAAAAUGUUAUUGGUUCCAGUUCUGAAACAGUACACUUUUAAAACUUGCUCGGAAACAGAAGUUCCAUUGAAAUUAGUUGGAUUGUCAACUAUAGCACCAACAAGUGUCAUCUUAACUUUGAAACCCAAGAUGUCGAGAGAUCAAUAA
Caenorhabditis elegans is the source of this 1423-nucleotide messenger RNA. NCBI's taxonomy places the organism in Eukaryota, Metazoa, Nematoda, Chromadorea, Rhabditida, Rhabditidae. The record is from the annotation of a RefSeq genome assembly.